Molecule: messenger RNA, 8132 nt
Organism: Coregonus clupeaformis (lake whitefish)
Lineage: Eukaryota; Metazoa; Chordata; Actinopteri; Salmoniformes; Salmonidae
Product: protocadherin Fat 4
Exons: 12
Coding region: 1-7107 (2368 amino acids)
Biological process (GO): cell morphogenesis; multicellular organism development; calcium-dependent cell-cell adhesion
Cellular component (GO): adherens junction; plasma membrane; catenin complex
Molecular function (GO): cadherin binding; calcium ion binding
Source: RefSeq, a predicted model, not a curated record
AUGUCCUCACUAACUCAGCUGUGCAUUUUCCCCUCUCUCUUUUUUCCUCUCCGUACCAGAUUCCAGAAUGCCUCAGAGUUCCCCACAGUUUAUGUAGAUGUUCUCAGACCAUCUCUCUCUGAAGAGGACCCAGAGGGAACCUUGGUGGCUCUGGUCUCAGCCGAGACUUCCAGACCAGGUCCAGGUCCAGUCUCCUUCUACCUGGUGUCUGGAGACUCUGACCACCUGUUCCGCCUCCAGCAGGCCACUGGCCAGUUGACCAUCCACCACCCUCUGGACUAUGAGACCAACAGGGAUUUUCUACUGCUGGUGGAGGCCAGAGAUGCAGGUUCCCCACCGUUCUCUUCUUAUGCGGAGAUUCACGUGAAUGUCACCGACGUGAACGAUAACGCACCGCAGUUCACUCAGAGUGAAUACAGGUGUGAGGUACCCGAGAACUCACCAGCGACGUGGGUAUGUGACGUGCUCGCCAUCGAUGCAGACUCUGGGAGUUAUGGAAAGGUGCAGUAUAGCAUUUUAGAGCGGAAUAUUGACCAUGUUUUUACCAUCGAUUCAGAAAAUGGCAUGCUGAGUACAACAAUGAUUUUAGACCGCGAGGAAAUACCUGAGUACCAUUUAACCAUCGUAGCUGCAGACAAAAACAACAGUUUCUAUAAAGACAUUGCAGUCGUGCUAGUGGUGGUUUUGGACACAAACGACCACGCACCUCGGUUUACACAGAUCUUCUUCACUGAGAUACCGGAGGAUUCUCCUAUCGGACACACCAUCUUACAGAUCAUCUCAACAGAUGACGACAUCGGUGCCAAUGCUGUGAUUGCUUAUUCCAUAAUUGACCAGGGGGAUGACGUUCUUCCCUUCAGUAUUGAUAAGACUAGUGGGCGUAUAACAGUGGUGAUGUCCCUGGACAGGGAGUCCCAGGACCAUUAUGUGGUGAAAGUCAACGCCAACGACUCAGCUUGGAGCAUUAGUACAGAUGUGACAAUAGACGUAACCGAUGUUAAUGACAAUAAACCUGUCUUUACUAAAAAGGUCUACACCGCUACUGUCACUGAGACCAGGGCCCAGGAAGUGUUUGUUAUGAGAGUUGUCGCUACGGAUGCUGACCUGGAACAAAACAGUCAGAUUGUGUAUCUGAUCGACCCUCCCAGUGAGUGGUUCUGGGUCAAUGCGUCUACUGGGGAUAUUCUCACCAAGCAACCCAUCUCUUUACUACAUCAGUCUGCCUCUCUGAGCCUUAGUAUUACAGUUGUAGCCUCCGACUGCGGCAACGUUCCUUCGUACAGUAACACCAUGGUCAUGGUAACCGUUGUUCAGUAUAACCACUUCCCUCCCAGCUUCCUGCCUUUCCCGCCUCUCCUGUCCAUCCCCUUUAACAUCGCCAUGGGAACAGAGGUGGUGCGGCUAACAGCCGUGGACCGGGACUCCAAUCACAGCAAAAGCAACACUACUAUAGAAUACAGUCUCGCCGGAGGUAACGCAUCAGAUUUUUUUGUAAUAAACGUGGACGAUGGGAGGCUGAUGCUUAAUAGGAUAUUGAGGCAAAGCCUUAACUCACUGUUGAUGCUCGUAGUUACGGCAAAUGACCAGGGGUUCCCUCCUCUCUCAUCACAUGCCGAUGUUCAAUUUGAGAUUACAGGGGAGAAUCAAUUUUCCCCGCAGUUCUCAGAGACGUAUGUUACCUUCUCCGUCCCUGAGGAUCUGCCAGUGGGAUCAGUCAUUGGGAAAGUCCAGGCCGAAGACGGGGACGAUGGAGUCAAUGGUGUGCUCUCGUAUUCCAUAACAUCAGGAAACAAAUAUUCUCCGUUCUCUUUAGGACAGAGAUCAGGGUUGAUCACUCUGGUCGAAAGGCUGGACUAUGAGAAACAAGGAGUUUAUCGUAUUCAGAUCACCGCCAAAGACGGAGGCUGGAUCUCUAAGACUGGGACGGUAAACGUGACCGUGAAUGUCAGUGACGUGAAUGACAACCCUCCGGUCUUCACAUCGUCGCAGUAUACAGCCUCAGUGCUGGAGAACUCUGCAGUUGGAACACUGGUCCUCCAGGUCAGAGCUACCGAUGCAGACUCCAGCGCCAAUGCAUAUAUCACCUAUUCACUGAUGGCCAGUGGACACUCUGGACAGUUUGCCAUUGACUCCAGGAACGGCACUAUCACCACUCGGGAUAUCUUUGACUUUGAGCUCAAGCAGACCUUUGAAAUAACCGCCAAGGCCUCAGACGCAGGGAACCGCCAUUCAUUCAGCAUCGCGCACGUUAAUAUCCAAGUCUCAGGAGUCAACGAGUUCAGCCCUGCGUUUCUGCAACACAAGUUCAACCUGUCCGUCUCCGAGAGUGUCCCUGUUGGAACUAGAGUUGGCAAGGUAACCGCCACAGACUUUGACGAAGGCCUGGACGGACUGGUCUUCUACCUACUCAUUGGACAAAGCCGAUGGACAGGCUUCGAUGUAGACGAACAGAGCGGAGAGAUCUACAUCACCGCUGAUCUGAGGAAGCAGGGCUACAGCCAUGCCACCCUGAGAAUCCUAGCUAAGAACCGAGGCAUCAUCACAGGGCUAGAUGUGGACGAAGCCUUGGUCCACAUCAAUAUAGUGGACACUAACGACCCACCAGAGUUCUCCUCGGUGCUCUACAGGGCGGAGGUCAGGGAGGACAGCCUUGUGGGGAAUUAUGUUAGCAGAGUGGCUGCCCUGGACCAGGACUCUGUCCCAGAGUGGAGCCGCUUCUCCUACAGCUUCCUACAGGAUGGAAACUCAUCCUUCUUUGUAGACCCUGUCAGUGGACUUGUGUCUGUCAGUGGACCCCUGGACAGAGAACUGUGGCCCCUAUACAACCUGACUGUGACGGCCACAGACCAGGGUUCUCCUCCAGCCACCGGGACCGCUUACCUUGUGGUGACCAUUACUGACGUCAAUGACAAUGCCCCCACAUUGGUCAACACACAGGGGCAGGUGAAGGAGAACCAGCCUGCUGGCACCAUAGUGGCCAGGCUGAACACCUCCGACGCUGAUCUACCUCCCAACCAGGGGCCGUUCACCUACUGGCUGGUCCAGCCUGCCUCAGGGAGGAGCUUCACCCUAACUUCUGAUGGAGUCCUUUCCACCUCUAGACCUUUGGACCGGGAGGUCAACUCUGUGUUUCAUCUGUCGGUGGUGAUCAGUGACGCAGGGACUCCUCCGCUGUCCUCCACCACGAUGUUUAACGUCAGAGUCGAGGAUGAGAACGACAACCCAUCGGUCCCGAGAAACAUCUACAUCGAGGUGAAGUACUAUGGCAGUGCCUUCCCCGGCGGCUUCAUCGGCGACGUCAGACCCGAGGACCAGGAUGUGGUGGACGCGUUUAACUGCAGCAUCAGGAACGGGCCUCUCAACAUGUUCAGUAUCCCUGACGGCACCUGUGAGCUCUGGUCCUCUCCAUACCAGGGAGAAGCUACGUACAACAUCACCAUCGAGGCCACCGACCACCUCCACCCUCCCGUUAACAACAGUAUCUACGUGAACUACAAAGGCUUUACCAACGCUUCCAUGGACAGCUGUAUACUGUUCUAUGUGGCGUCCACCUCGGUCGAAGACUUCUUGUCUCUCAAUUAUUUGAAGUUUGUCAAAGCCCUGGACAGCCUGUUCAACCUGCAGGCCUCCAAGACUCACAUGUUUGGGAUUAAGCCUACAGGUGAUAAAGUCCUGCUCCUGGCUGCGGUGAAGAGUUACAACGGUCAGCACCUGAAUGGAGAAGUUGCCAGCAGUAUCUCUGCUGCCCACCGGAGACUCCUGGAGGCUCAGAGCAACGUCACUCUGUCCUACAUCACCAGCGACCCCUGCCUCGUCAACCCCUGUCUGAACGGGGCCACCUGCAGCAAAAAUGUCCACAUCGGCCCAGAGGUGUUCGUCCUGGAGAGCCCGUCGGUCAUCUUUGUGUCACCACAGAAUGAGAUCUUUAAUUGUUCCUGUUCAGCAGGCUUUGCCGGCACCCUGUGCGAAUUAGACAUCGAUGAGUGUGACGAGAGACCCUGCGAGAACGAGAGUGUGUGUGUUAAUAAUCCAGGAGGGUUCCGUUGCCACUGUCAGAGGGGCUUCUCUGGCCUGUACUGCUCGGCUGACGUGGAUGUAUGCCUGGAGGUCGACUGUCAACAUGGAGGGACGUGCCUGAACAUGGAUGAUGGGGUUCACUGUGACUGUAGUCCUGGAUAUGAGGGAGAGUUUUGUGAGCGUUCCGUUAACCACUGCGCAUCAGCACCUUGUCUCCAAGGCAACUGCACCAAUGGUCUGACAGGAUACAUAUGUCAUUGCCCUUUUGGUGUGAGUGGCAUCCACUGCGAAGAGGACAGCUAUGGCUUUGAGGAGUUGUCCUAUAUGGAGUUUCCUCCUCUAGAUCCCAGGAGUAACUUCGUCUCCCUGGAGCUGGCCACGUUGCAGCAGAACAGCCUGCUGCUAUAUAACCCUGCAGGCCCGGGCAGUGCUGAGUACAUGGCACUGGAGGUUGUGAAGGGAAGGGUCUGUCUCUCAUACGACUUGGGCUCUGGAUCUGUCCGUCUGCAGACGGAAAGGCAGGUGGCCGAUGGACGCUUUCACAGCAUCACCGUCAGGAGGAUAGGAAACAUAGGCUCUCUACAAGUGGACCACUGUCCUGAUGGGAAGGCUACUGGAUUUUGUCUCUCUCAAAGUAAAGGCAUUGGCUCCAAAAGGACCCUGGACGUUGGCGGCAGUAACAUGACGUUUGGAGGAGUCAGGUCUAUCGAGUCUGUUCUGCUGCGGCCUGGUCAAGUCCAGACUCAUGACUUUGUUGGCUGUGUGAGAAACAUGAAAGUAAACGGUAUACCUUUAGGGCCCUCCAAAGCUCUGGCGGCCUACAACUUCUUGGAGAGGUGUCCUCGAGCAGCAGUGUCUCCGUGUCUCAGUGGUCCUUGUCUGAACGGAGGAGUGUGUCAGGACCUCUGGUCUCACUACAUCUGUCAGUGUACACACCGCUACACUGGAACCACCUGUAACACAGAGAUUUCAGAGGAGCGUGUGUUACAGCUGGGCAGUAGCGACUACAUAGAGUAUGUGGUCAGAGAGAGCUACAGGAGAGAGCAGCAGCUGAGAGACCUGCUGGACGGAGGCAGAGGAGAGACGGAGAGCAGCAGAGAUCUCUCUGAGAUAGAAGUCAAGGUGAAGACUGUGGAGAGAGAUGCAGUGUUGCUGUUCGUUUUGGGAAGGAAAGGACACUUUGAGCUCAGGGUGAUGGAUGGAAACCUCCUGUACGUCUCCAGAGCCAGAACGUCAGGCGUCCUCUCAGAGGUAGCCACAGAGACCAGCAUGGCUGACGGGGACUGGCAUGUCCUCCAUCUGUCCACAGUUGGACUUCUGAUGGACGGACAGACAGUCAUGAACACCAGCGACGACGGAGCUCUGGACCUGAGUGCUGUCAAUGUGGAGAAGAUAGUCCUUGGAGCGACUACAACUCCACCACCAUCCGGAGACAUGAGAAUCAAGCGUCCAGUAGGGUUCUCUGGUUGUGUGGAGUAUGUCCGAUACAAUGGCCAUGUCCUGCCAGUCAGCGGCUACAGUCUGAUAGUGGAGGUUUGGCCCAGUUCUACCCUGCUUCAGUCCAGCUGUGAGUCCCCAGGCUCCUGUGUUCCCUCAUGCUCCUGUAUUUCCACCACCUGCCCUGAGGAUGUCCCCACCAAUGCCAGACUACCUUGCAUCUCUCUGCCCUGUACCACUGCUCCAGCCUGCGGUGGCACGGCUGGCACUAGGAACAGCUCCUGUAUCUGCCUCACGGCUGGCUCCUGUGAGCUCUGCUCCUCCCCUCCACCAGAGGACUUCCGGGGAGGAGCAAGAGGAGUGUGUUCUGAUCAGGAGGCCCUCAGGGGCCCCUCCGCACCUUUGUGGGUCAUCGGCGUGGUCCUCCCCGUCACCUGCUUCCUCCUCUGCCUGGGUGUGUUCCUCUGCCUGAGGAGACGCAACACUAACGCCUGCCGCCACCGGCCACAGAAGCGCCAGGCUGACAGUGGCUCACCGCAGCGGAGAGAGGGAGGGACGGACAACGGAGCGUUUUGUUUCGAAGGCCCAAGGACCACUAGGGCUGUACCUGCGGUGAGAGGGAAGCCACCUGACGUGAUCCGGGCGGACAGACAGAGGGAGAGGGAGGCUGUCCAGGACGGGUACAGUACAGCCAGGCCAGGUGUGGAGGCUGGUGAACACAGUGAGGAGCUGGAAUACUACGAGAUAGACAGUGUCUACAGUGUGUUCCAAUCUGAGACUGGCUCUCUAAGGGUCACUGGGCCUCUCCACAACACAGACUGGGAGAGGACAGACACUGGGCCCCUCCACAACACAGACUGGGAGAGGACAGACACUGGAGGGAGGGGAGGAGGAUUGAGGGGAUGUCAGAAGAAAAUAUCCUCAAAUCCAGAUGACAGAAACAGGUCAGUGGAGCUGUGGCAGAGGCCCCUGACACACCCUGACCAAAGAGUCUCCAGAGACAGAGGAUGUGGUAAGGCCAGUGGGCCGCUGAGUCAGAUAGAUGAUAGGUGGAGAGAGGGUGAAGAGCGCCGCUUCCCCGGGAGGUUGGCAGUGCCAGCGCUGAAGGGUCCUCCUCAGUGUCUCUCUGUGGAGGAGGUGAGGAGGCUGAACAACCCUGCGGGCCACGGGGAAUCAGCCCAAACACAGCAUGACAGGGAACCCUUUCAGUUACAUCAGCAGUCAGUUCAGCUGGCUCAACGGCCCAGACCUGGCAGUGCUACCAGAGGGAUAAACAGAGGGAUGGGAAGUUCUUCAGAGAGCGACACCUACAGCGCCUUUACCUGCUCAGAGGUCGACUUUGACAGGGACUUCUCUCUCCUAAGCGCCCAGGGCUUGGUACGGGAACAGACACUGGUCACCAGCCGCACCCACAGAGAACCAGAGGAGAGCCUGCCUGUCCCCUCCCCAUUUAGAGACCCUGUGCCCCCCUCUCAGGCCCACUACAGGACUAGGAUGGCUGACUCUGGUGAUACCCCUCAGCAGCGGGAGCAGCUCCUGAACAUGUGUGUGUGUUUCGACACCUACGCCCCAGUGUUUGAGGACAUCGCAGGGCUGCCAAUGGAACAACCACAUGACUGGGACAGGCAAAGCGAUCUGGAGGAGAUCAUAUGACAGGUCACGAAAAGAAAAUGGAUUUGAAAUGUACAAGAAUUAUGGUAAAGAUUAUUUUUUCAUUGUAAGAGAGCUGUGCCAGGGAAUGAGUUAUGUUUUUAUUCAAGCAGGUGUUUGCAUAGUAAUUGAGGGUAAAGUACAUCCCUGUCGAUGUGUGUUAUCAGUGAUGUUCAGUAUUGUGGACUUCAGAAUGUACUGUAUGCAGAAUAUAUGACUAUAUUUAUAUUGUAAUGCAAUGCUCUCAAACAUCCUAUCCCACCCAUUUAUUUUCAAUGGCUGUUGCAUUGAAAUAGUCUGACGUUUUUCUCAUGUUCACUCCCAAAGCUCUGUCAUUGUGUUGUUUACCUUCCAUUUGUUUAGUCUGUUUCGGAUUUAGAUCACUUUUGUCUAAUUUUGAUAGGCAGUGUUGUUGAAUGCAUUAACAGUUAAGCUACUGUUCUUUCCAUUGAGCUUUAUUACGAGUUUUAUUACGCUGGCCCGUCACAUCAUCGGGCGAAAGCGGGGAAGUAAGGAGCUCGGUCAUGUUGUCAACAAGGCAGCAUGGUGCAUCGUCCAGAAACAUAUAUAUUUUUUCCAUAAAAUAAACUAGUUUUAAUUUGGAAGGCAGAUAAAGCGUUAUCAAAAGCAAUCACAGAAUCCUACUCAUCACUCCACGUGCUUAAUUACAUCACUUUUGUUUUGAGCUGACUUCACCGUCGGCCAUAGCGGGGCACCUGGCUCACGCCCAGGAGUCACUUUUCACCCGAUUCAAACUUCUCCCACUGGGGUAACACGGGCCAGAUAAAUGAACCCCCUCAGUGUCAAAUGACUAUGACUUGCUCUACUUUCUGUAGGUACACCAAUCUGUAGAGAGCUUUGAAGUAAUCGACUAAAGGAAGUUCAUAUUGACAAGUCUGAAUGGCACCAUAUGCACAGUCCACACCUUUAUGAACUCCCGAGUCCACACCUUUAUGAACUCCUGAGUGGCGCAGUGGUCUAAGGCACUGCACCGCAGUGCUAACUGUGUCACUAGAGAUCCUGGUUCG